Messenger RNA from Hyla sarda, 1894 nucleotides. It is a transcript of the gene SERPING1, whose product is annotated as serpin family G member 1. Lineage: Eukaryota; Metazoa; Chordata; Amphibia; Anura; Hylidae. Gene Ontology annotation, biological process: negative regulation of endopeptidase activity. Gene Ontology annotation, molecular function: serine-type endopeptidase inhibitor activity. The record is from RefSeq and is a predicted model, not a curated record. The coding region runs from base 154 to 1752 and encodes 532 amino acids. The transcript is spliced from 8 exons.
AUUUAUCGUGCCGUCCCAGCCUGUGAAAUUCUGUAAAUAUGAUUGGUUGAUGCAUACACUCAGUUUUGGGAGACAACAUCUAGAGAUAAGAGACAGACAAGAGAACUGCUGAGAAUUACAAAGUUUAACUUUACAGCCACUUUUCGAUCUACAAUGCAACUUGUUAUUCAAGUAGUUUUCCUUUUUGCAACUGCACUGUGCAACAUCAAUGUGUCUCACGUACUUCCCUUCAAUCCUGAGUCCAGCACAGAACAAGCAAAACAGGAAUUUGUUAAUGGCCCUGAACAAAAUUCAACAGAGAUUAAUCAAGGGACCUCAACUGUAAUACAGGAGGACAUCAGAGACGCACAGAGAUUCGAAGAGAGUAUAAACAAAGUUCUAAUGAAUGAGAAUGAAAAUUUUCAUGAAGCAGCAGAACCUUUAAUACAGCCUCCCAUUGAAAAUAAUUUGGAAAAUACGAUAACAGAAGAAGAAAUUAAAAAAGAAAAAAAUGAGGUCCCAGCGAGAAGCCACACUGAAAACCAAUAUGACACCAAAAGUAACCAAACCACAAAUAAUGAAGUUACGACAGAAACUCUAUUACAGGAGGAAACAUUACCAACUCCAGCAUUUAAUUGUUCCACUAUGUGGCCAGAAUGUACAAAUCCUCAUAAUGCCCUUGAGGAUGUUUCAAGAGAACUAACUAGAUUUACAUUGGCUCUGUACAAAACACUGUCAUCACUUGAUGAAGAGCCGAAUAUUGUGAUUGCUCCAUUAAGCAUUGCUUUGGGACUAUCACAGCUGAUGUUAGGAGCUUCUGGGAAAACAAGAGACGAUAUGCUGCAAAUAAUUUAUGGUGGUAUGAAAGACACUAAGUGUGUGCAUGAUGCCCUCUGGAACUUAACCAAGUAUAAUUCCUUUGUUAGUGCAAAUGAAAUUUUCUUCAGUAAAGAUAUUUCUUUAAAAGAAGAAUUUACCAGGCUAUCAGAAAGAUUUUAUGGAUCCAAAGGGACACAAUUGAAGAGAGAAAAAAAUAUGAGCCUGAAACAAAUUAAUAGUUGGGUUUCUACCAAAACAAACCAACUUAUCACAAAAGUAUUCAAGCAACUUCCUGACUUUAAGAUGCUGCUGAUUAAUGUAAUCUAUUAUCAAGGGAAAUGGAUAAAUCGUUUUGAUCCAAAGCUUACAAAGAAAGAAUCCUUCCAAACAACAUCCUCCAGUACAGUUCAGGUCCCAAUGAUGAAUAAUCAUAAAUAUCCCUUACAGAGUAUUCGAGAUCAUUAUCUUCAGGCUCAUGUCGCUAGAUUACCUUUAUCUAAUAACUGCAGUCUCAUCAUCUUUUUGCCUUUAUCACAAGAAAGAGAUGCGUUAAAGAUUGUAGAAACCCGUCUUACAGAAGAAAUUGUGAAUUUGCUCAUGACACAGUUAGAAGAAAAAUCUCCUCGCGCCACAUCUGUAUCUUUUCCAAAGCUGAAACUUGACUCAGACUUUGGAUUAUCAGAAAUGUUAAGUUUACUUGGUCUCAACGAUCUUUUUCAAAAUCCAAAUUUCUGUGCCCUGUCAGACAGCCCUGAUCUUGUAAUAAGUGAUAUCCGUCAUCGAGCUGUUUUGGAAAUCAAAGAAGAUGGUGCAAAAGCUGCAGCUGCAACUUCUAUUACUGUUGCCCGCACUAUGUCAUUGUUCUCAGUGCAAAGACCUUUCCUUUAUAUUAUAGCUAAUGAUAUAAACAAAACUCCUUUUGUUAUUGGUCGUGUUGGAGACCCCAGUAAGUGACUGCAGGGUCAUAUAAUACAGUAGUAUUCUAAAAUUGUUACUCCUUUACUGCAAACCAACAAUCAUAUAUAACCAGACAAUGUAUGUUUUUACUUAACCAAAAUACAAAGUUCAUAAUACAUAAUAAUGUAACAAACAAUAA